Messenger RNA from Aspergillus puulaauensis, 1782 nucleotides. RefSeq lists its product as uncharacterized. Gene Ontology annotation, molecular function: protein binding. The transcript has 5 exons. The coding region runs from base 1 to 1782 and encodes 593 amino acids. The record is from RefSeq and is a predicted model, not a curated record. NCBI's taxonomy places the organism in Eukaryota, Fungi, Ascomycota, Eurotiomycetes, Eurotiales, Aspergillaceae.
AUGGCUGAGGCAUUCGGGGUUGCGGCCGGUGCGUUCAGCGUUAUCGCCCUGCUGGAACAGAUUAUCAAAAGCAUCGAAAAGCUCAGGUCGCUGCGGAGAUUUAUCAAGACAAUACCCCACGAGUUGCAAGGCCUGAUCGACGAUAUCGAACUUGUUCAGGGUGUUUUAAAGACAACUACCCCGGAUAUGCUCCAGGUUGCCGAUAUUCCUUCUAUAGAGCGACGAUUGAAUACAUUUCAGACCGACCUGGAAACACUGAUAUCCAACAUUCAGAAAUAUCAGCAGUCUGCCACUGGCCGUCGGAUGGGAGCUAUCAAAUUGUUCAUAAAGAAGGAGGAGAUUCUCGCCCAGAGAAGGAACUUGGAGAAUAUCAGGAAUACGCUAGGGUCACUUCAAUGGACAUACUGCUGUAUCACCCUACGAGAAUUAGGGCCAAUAAUACGCACGCAGAAGCUCCAUGGGGGAAAAGGUGAUACGGAUCCCUGCGAAGAGCCGGCUGAGAAUAGACAGAUAUCCAGUCGACAUAAAUCAAAGAAUGCAGAAUCACAGGUCAUAAAAAAGAACAGCUGGGAAUUACGGUUUCGCACGCCACUGUUUGUGAUUGACAAGAUCUGGUCUCUACAGGCAAAGCGUUGCUACGCCGGCUGGACCUUCAAUAUCCGAACACACAACGUUGUGCCCGAUGAUGCACCAAUACUUGAUGCCUGCUGGAAUGGUGAUAUUGAAGAAAUGCAGAGGCUCUUUUCAGCUGGACUGGCGUCGGUUUAUGAUUGCGACGACGGCGGCUGGGGUCUAUUACAUCGUGCUGCUUUUCGCCACCAUCUUAAAACAUGCCAGUUCCUUCUUGAAAAUGGAGCAGAUCCAGACCAUGUGAAUAGUUAUAACCAUCGCCCCAUAAACAAUUUAAACCACCGCGCACCUGAUUUGAUCGAGAGAAUUCCCCUGGCAAUUGAAUUAUACCGACUUUUGAUGAACGCUUCAGUCGACUCAGUGGACCCAGUGGAGGACCUCGGAAUUCAAUACCACGAAUAUUGGUUCCAUGGAUUCCGAGGGCCCCCUGAGGUCCUUGUCAUUAUGCAGCAGUAUACCUUCGCAGACUAUGCCAGCCUCCCCCUCCAGACACGCUUCAAUCGGACAAUGGCUCUUAAUAGCUUUUGUGCCACUCCCUCUACAGUGGAAAUCUCCAUGGGGGGGUCCAUCGAACCCAAUUCAUAUCGCUUGGAAGAUGAGUUUGGUCGUACUCUUCUCCACAAGUUGGCCGAAUGUAUGGGAUCAGACAUGUCGAGUGAGAGAAAGGAUGCCACACAUAAAUGGCGGCCAUUACUUCGAGAUGCCAUCGCUGCAUCCGCCGAUCCAAAUAAAAUGGCAGCCAUCGAUGAUUACGUGCUAACCCCGCUCGACUCAUUUUAUAAGUACUUCGUUUGGAAUUGGAAAGCAAUCCGACGAGCUCGGUACGACUUCAAUCCUGCUCUUCGCAUAUGGGCAUUUGAGCUGAAAUCCGCCGGUGUUGACUUGGAGGUGUACGGUGCAAAAGAGAGCGCUUUCGUCGAGGGAUUUUGGUUAUCGUAUCGGAUAUAUGUCGGGCCCCUUAGAUACUGGUCAACUGGCAUCGGAUAUAAAGAAGAAGAUUUCUUUUUAUUUAGUUUUUGGAAGCUUACUUAUGGUCCUGAGCCCGAGGACUGGACGAUCUGGGUAAUCAACCCAAUUGAUGAGCUGGUGGGAGAAUUUUGGGAGAUGAUCGAGAGGGAGGAAGAAGUUAUGCCUGGGACGUGGGUUGACUGA